This is a messenger RNA of Prorocentrum cordatum, 1605 nucleotides long. NCBI's taxonomy places the organism in Eukaryota, Dinophyceae, Prorocentrales, Prorocentraceae. The record is from the annotation of a GenBank genome assembly.
CGGACAGCGAACCAGAUGUUCUAUCGGAAGGCCGCGAUCGUUCAAGGACGAGCGGUCCGCGUCCAUUAGCCAGUUUGGUUCAUGCUGUGUUUGUUGGCUCCAGGGCACGCGCUGCUAGACAGCUGAGACCGAAGCCGCGGUGUCCUCACGCAAGCGCGGGCCACCGAAGGGCCCAAUGCCGGUUGAGAGGCGCGUUCCGUAUUACCACUACACCUCCGAGAGGGGACUCGAGGGCAUACUGCGCGACGGACGUAUUCAGCCAUCUGAUCCCAACAGAGGUGACGCUCGAGAGGGGCCAGGCAGCUACGGCACCAACCUGCCUCCUUCCACGUGCGGGAAGGCUAUUGCGGAGAACAAUUGGGACAGUGGUUGGGAGCAGGCGAUCCGCAACGGCAAGACGGACCGCUGGUUGCGGUGCGAGGUGCCUGCGAGCGAGCUUCAGCAGUACCCUGGGCAUGGGAGCACACAGCAUGGACAGAUCCUCGUUCAUCCCCAGGGCAUCGAUUUGACUAAGUAUCCCACCAAGUUCGGGACUGUCGGCAAGGACACGGUUCCGCAAGGACACCGAUACGUGCCCCCGCCUGAUAUUGCACAAGGGCAUCGGUACAUGCCAGGCGACGCACAGACGCCAGAACGUGCCAUCUCGGCAUCGACCCACGACAGUAUCGGCUGGGGCCACGCGCACAUCAAGUCAGCGGCGCCGCGGCAUUCAUCUCAAGAUUGCUCGAGAAAUGUGGUCGCGUCUCAGUUCGAAGGCCCCGCUUUGGACCGAAGCGGAUACAACGAUAAGGGUAAUCGUUACGCGAGCUACAACAAUUGCGGUUACCGCUAUGGCAGCCAUGAUGGCUCUAGCUAUGUCCACGACGCCCGCGGAGGUGCUGUCUAUACCUCGCCGCAUGGAGACACUUACGGAUACCCUGAGCACAGCGGUUACAAUGCUCAGGGUAAUCAUUACGAGAGCUACAGCGAUGGUUCUUACCGCUAUGACAACCAGGAUGGCUCGAGCUAUGUCCGCGAUGCUGACGGAGGUGCUAUUUACACAUCGCCAGAUGGGGACACUUACGAGUACCCCAGUGGUGGUUGUUCUAGUGGUGACCAUGUCGAUACGGGUUGCUACUCCGACGGCUGCGAUUGGGGUGGUGGUGGCUACGGUGGUGGCUACUCCGACGGUGGCUACUCGGGCGGUGGCUAUUCCGAUGCCGACUACUAAACUUAGUGCAUGCGUGCAGCGCCAAGUUGGGAGUCGCGGCACGUUGGGGGAAAAUCCAGCGACCUGACAUAGAGGGUGACGCAUGCUGAUCUGCAAUGCGAGCAUUGCUGCUAGUCGGCAUGUGUUUAUGGUUGCGAUCGUGCGCAACGGACUUUGAACAUGUUGUAUCGCAGGUGGGUGCGUGUAGUUCCUUGGCCGUUCUCCAAAAUUCGGAUCUGAAGGCCACGAGCAUAUCAGAUGCAUGACAGCCGAGCGUGAGCCAUGUCACUACUUUCUCCGGAUUCCAGAUUUGCAGCGGCGCGCAAGACGUACCCAACCAUUUCCCCCCCGCGAGGCAAGUAUUUGUAUGAACGCUCCAUACAAAGGAACGCAUCGCCAGAUAUUCAUACGUAAUC